Doryrhamphus excisus (bluestripe pipefish) is the source of this 912-nucleotide messenger RNA. Lineage: Eukaryota; Metazoa; Chordata; Actinopteri; Syngnathiformes; Syngnathidae. The record is from RefSeq and is a predicted model, not a curated record.
AUGUUCACACCCCAUCCACUCAACACACAAGCACACACCGUGCAUGGACCCCACUACCCGGAGACUGCUGAACGCCCCACCAAGGGCACAGAGGUGCCAGUGACCCAGGACAGUCCAAGAGAGACCACCAAGAGUCGCAGACAAGCCAUGCACCUCGAGACAGCUCCUACAAUCACCAGAACAGCAGGGACUGUGCCCCGGCGACACAUCCAUCACUGUGGCAGACCGCAGGAGAACCGGGACCAACAUGAGGCAGAGUGCAACCACGCCCCCAAGGCACAACCCACCACCCCGACCAAGGGCCCCCCCGCCUAUCCUGGCCAGCGCCACGCAGAGCACCAUCCCAACCGCCACCUGCCCUGGCACCCGCGCACCGAUAGCCAGCACAAACAUCUACCGCACCGCAGCCGCCCCCCGACUGAAGGGAGAGAAGCAGGGAAUCCCCCACCUCAUCACCGCACCUCCCCCACCCAGAUCCCAAGCUGCACAACCGAUACCCCACCUCCCACACGCACUCUCCAGGCGCCUCACCCGGGGAAACAACCACAGUCAGAGUGUAGCCAAGCCAGAGCACCCGGGGUAAACCCCGGCCAACCCCCAGAGGCGAGGGAGGCCGCGGAGGAACCAGCUCUACUGAGCACACACAGGCCCCCCCGGCAGCAGCAGACCCCCACCACCCCCGCGAUGCGGCACCCCGUCUACCCACCACUCCGAGGGACGUCCUGCACCGCCCCCGGGAUGACCACCACCACCCCACCCAUGCCCCAUCCCCAGAUGCGGACAGAUGCGGACAGCCCCACCCCACCAACCCCCACCAGAACCCACAGGGGGUCAGCCCAGCGAGCAGGGACAGAGACACCCGGCACCCAACCGGCCCACCCAUGCCCCAAGCCAGAGGAACAAGUUUUCUAA